GCAUGCGUGGGCGCGCGUGCGCAGCGCCUCUGUCUGUGGGUUGGCUGGUUAUUUUGCAAACGGGAGGGGCCGUGCGCGCUCUUGCCUCCAGCCUCUGUCCCCCCACCCCCCCUUCCCUGGUCCCGGUCUGUCCUUCGGAAAGAUGUCUGACACGGCAGUAGCUGACACUCGGCGCCUUAACUCGAAGCCGCAGGACCUGACCGACGCUUACGGGCCGCCAAGUAACUUCCUGGAGAUCGACAUCUUUAAUCCACAGACAGUGGGCGUGGGCCGCGCGCGCUUCACCACCUAUGAGGUUCGCAUGCGGACAAACCUACCUAUCUUCAAGCUGAAAGAGUCCUGUGUACGGCGGCGCUACAGUGACUUUGAGUGGCUAAAAAAUGAGCUGGAACGUGAUAGUAAGAUUGUAGUACCACCACUACCUGGGAAAGCCUUGAAGCGGCAGCUCCCUUUCAGAGGAGAUGAAGGGAUCUUUGAGGAGUCUUUUAUUGAAGAAAGGAGGCAGGGCCUGGAACAGUUUAUUAACAAAAUUGCUGGGCACCCACUGGCUCAGAAUGAACGCUGCCUACACAUGUUCCUGCAGGAGGAGGCAAUUGACAGGAACUACGUCCCCGGGAAGGUGCGCCAGUAGGAGCCCCUCUCAACACUUGCCCUCUACUUUCCUGCUGAAAUGACAUUGAUUUUUACACUAAGCCUCUCUUUCUCUUUGAUCUGAAGUUGGCUGUCCAUCCCCUGGCCUGAUAGACUGUCUGGCAUUGUGCCCCUUGGUACCUGACUACACCAUGUGGGCACUUUGCUAGGAUCUUCUCUGAGGAGAAGUGGGAAACCACAGGCAGAUGCCCUUUGCUUGGGGUUGGGUGGGUGAGUGGGGGAGUGGACUGGAAGGCAAUUUCUUGGGCAUUUACCCGUGCCAGAAGGCUAACCUUGGGGAGGGGAGGUGUGCUAGGAGGCCCUUGUAUGCAUACUGAUGCUGCAAGUGCAGGGGAUUUUUCUUAUUCUUAGGUUUAACCAGGACUGCUGAGCAGGGAAAAUCCUUGUCUUUCUGCAUGAACUGUUUUUCCUUUUGGGAAGGUGGUAGAGACUCAAAAGCCCUUCUUGUUUUCUCUAGGUCUGCUCCCAGUUUUCUUAAUAGUUUCUUUUGUUCCUUUCUCUCUCUCCCUUGUUGCUUUUUAUGGCAGUAAUUCUUCUAGAGUCUAAGCAGUCUGCUGUGUGGAGCAAGGUGUGUGGGCUUUCUAGGCCCACCAUGAUGGCAGCUGCAGAGUCAAAAGAAAGCCAUAAGGCAGUAGGGGAUCUCCUAUUGCCUAGCCUCUCUCCUUUUGUGGCUGGCUCCCUACUCUGGCUGCCUAUUUUUGCUCACCAGCUGAUGAGUCAGUAUGGGCCAGCAGUUCUUCCUCUCCAACUUUAUGGGUUUGGUGGCUUGAGCGGUGGGGGUAACUCACCACUACCAGGUGACUCCCUGAAUUGUGGGAGUUCUAGGUUCCUUCAAGUGGUAGGGAAGAGCAUCACCAUUUUCCUUCUUCCAUUCUCCUUCUCUUAUCCCAUUUAGUGCUCUCCUAAGGGCAGAAGCACACAAACUAUACAUUCUCUGAUUUCUCCUAAGCACUUUGAGCUGUUGAAUGGGGCUCAAAGGCAAGAGUUGUUGCUUCCCUUCCCAGCUUGGUCACAGGGUUAUUGAGCUGCCUACAGUUGUUUGCCAUGGAACUCCAGCAUCAUCCUCAGAUGUUGAACUAGUGCUAGCAGCUGGGUAUGGAUUUCCUAAAUAUUAGGCUAACUCAGCUUCUUGAGGCUGGCAACUAUACUAGACUUUUGUCUGGGAGGUAUUGGUUUGUUUGCUGGGGCUUGCUAUACAUCCAAGUGGUGGUAUGAGAGCAAAUUAACUCUGGUGCUAGAUUAAAGUUGGGCUCUUUGCUUAGACUCCCUAUCAUGGAAGGAUUAGAGUUUUCUGUAUAGAUCCUUGGGGGAAAUGAUUACUGAUUCUGAUGUGACCCUGAUCAGAGAGAUUAGAGUUAGAUUUUGACAUAGGAUUUAGAACCCAUUUAAAUGUCGAUGUUCCCUGAGACAGAUCAGCCUUCUACCUGCCAAGGCCAUGCCAGGGGCCGAGCAGCCCUUAGAGAGAGAUUCUGCUCCCUUUCCCACUUCACCAGUGUUGGUGUUGUUGCUGCCUUUUUGAUUUGUAUCCUCUGCUAUAGACUUUUAAAAAAAAUAUUUCUUCUUUUCAUUGUGCACAAGUGCUGAGAGUCUGAGGCCCCAUUUCUGCUGUGUAUAUAUCCUGAUUCGGGGCUUUUAUUCAGCAAACUGUUCAUUCUUGUCAGACGAUGUCAUAUUCAACUCUGUUCAUAUUAAACCACUGUGAAGCAA
Messenger RNA from Castor canadensis (American beaver), 2358 nucleotides. RefSeq names its product sorting nexin 12 (gene Snx12). Gene Ontology annotation, cellular component: retromer complex; early endosome membrane. Lineage: Eukaryota; Metazoa; Chordata; Mammalia; Rodentia; Castoridae. Gene Ontology annotation, molecular function: phosphatidylinositol-3-phosphate binding. Gene Ontology annotation, biological process: endocytic recycling; late endosome to Golgi transport. The record is from RefSeq and is a predicted model, not a curated record.